AUGGAGCGCAACUUGAGAGACUCGAAGUGCUUCACCGUCACCCUAUUCGAUAGACACCAGUCUGAGUACACCAAUGCCGAGACGAUGCCGACCGGAACCUUUUCACUUGGGACGUACCGAGUUUUCCUUCAGGAUCGUACAUGCAACUGUGGAUACUUUCAGUCACGGCUUGACUGGUCUAUCUAUGUCGACGAAGUCUACACUAUGCAAAAGGUGUUCAGGGUGUACCAGAUAGGUUUUAUGCCGCCAAUACUAGAAGGACUUUGGCCACCUUAUGAUGGUCCGACCGUUAUUCUAGAUCCUAGCUCGAGGCAUUAUCGUGAUGGGCGACUGAGGUCUACCAGAAUCCGGAACAACAUGGAUGAGGCCGACCUUAACCGAUCGAAGCGAUGUGAGCCCUGCAGACAGCCUGGGCACACGUGUAGAUCUUGCUCCCAGAGAGGCUCCACCGCUGCUGGUAGUUCGUAG
Messenger RNA from Arachis duranensis, 468 nucleotides. RefSeq lists its product as uncharacterized. Bases 1 to 468 code for a protein of 155 amino acids. NCBI's taxonomy places the organism in Eukaryota, Viridiplantae, Streptophyta, Magnoliopsida, Fabales, Fabaceae. The transcript is spliced from 2 exons. The record is from RefSeq and is a predicted model, not a curated record.